AUGGCCAAGAAGAACAAGAAGUCCGCGGAGCACAAGGAACGUAUCGCGGCCAAGCAAUCAAAGAAGACUGCUCAAAAGGAAAAAAAGUCCAAGGCCAAAGGCAGGGAUGUGGACAGUGACGCCGAAGACGCCGACCUGGAUGCCAUCCUGGCCCAGUAUGCCGAAGAGCAGGCCAAGUUCUUGAAGGUGACAGAAGUUCCUUCAGGGCCUCCAGCGCCCCGAUCAUCUUCCACGGUGCUAGCAUCCCCGAGCAACCGGAACGAACUGCUUCUCUUUGGCGGCGAGUACUUUGACGGAACCCACGCAACAUUUUUCAACAACCUCUUCGUAUACCUGAUUGACCGGGGCGAAUGGAGAGAAGUCACUAGCCCUAACAGUCCAUUGCCUCGAAGUGGUCACGCUUGGUGUCGCGGAGGAAAUUCUGGAGGUGUAUACCUGUUCGGAGGGGAGUUCUCAUCACCUAAGCAGGGCACCUUUUACCAUUACAAUGACUUCUGGCAUCUAGAUCCUGCCACUCGGGAAUGGACUCGCCUUGAGACUAAAGGCAAAGGGCCUCCGGCACGGAGCGGCCACCGAAUGACGUAUUACAAGAACUAUAUCAUUCUUUUUGGUGGAUUCCAGGAUACCUCCCAGCAGACAAAGUACUUACAAGACCUGUGGAUUUAUGACUGCUCCAAGUUUACUUGGUUCAAUCCUACACUGACGACGGCCUCGCAGAAGCCGGACUCUCGCUCUUCUUUCUCAUUCUUGCCUCACGAGACAGGUGCAGUCCUCUACGGCGGUUACUCCCGAGUUAAAGCAUCUGCCGCGACGGGCAGCAAGCAAGGCAAGGGCGGCCCUCAAAAAAUGACACUGCGGCCCAUGGUCCAUCAAGAUACCUGGUUCCUCAGGAUUACACCCCCCGAAUCAGACACACCGGUCUCUACUGGUCCUACAGUUCGAUGGGAGAGGAGAAAGAAGCCUGCUAACACCCCCAACCCGGCCCGCGUGGGUACCACUAUGGCUUACCACAAGGGACGUGGCAUCAUGUUUGGUGGCGUCCACGACGUUGAGUUGACUGAAGAGGGCAUCGAUAGCGAGUUCUUCGACACCCUGUUUGCUUGGAACACUGAUCGAAAUCGGUUCUUCCCGUUGAGUCUUCGUCGUCCCCGAGCUCCAGGGAAAAAGCAGCAGGCGAACCAGGCUAUCAAAUCUCGUGACCGAAGCAAGGCAAAUGAGGAAGAACUUCUUCAGAACCUUAAGGCGUUGGAGGCGAAGGGUGGGAUUCGUACUGAUGAUGACGACGAUGAACUCAUGCAACUGAGCACACCAAAGUCUGAGGAGUCCAAUGAGCCUGCCAAACCUGUGGUGGUGCGCUUCGAGAUGCCCCACAGGAGAUUCAAUGCUCAACUUGCGGUCCAAGACGACAUGCUCUUCAUUUACGGUGGAACCUUCGAAAAGGGUGACCGUGAGUUCACAUUCGACGAUAUGUAUUCCAUUGACCUGGUUAAAAUGGAUGGAGUGAAAGAGGUUUUCUACCACGAGCCGCAGAAUUGGAAUCUUCUGGACGAAGCCGAUGAUAGUGAUGAGGACAUGGAGGAUGACGAGGAAGAUGAAGAGAUGGAAGAUGAGGAAGGCGAUGCUAUGUCGCUGGGUGCCUCAUCUCCUGCACCUACUGAAGUCACCGUACCCUCCGUCACUCAAGGCAUGGAGCAGCUUGACGUUGAGGAACAGGAGACAGAUCAGCCUGUUGAUGACAGCAAGCCGCUGCCUCGUCCCUUCGAGAGUCUGAGGGAGUUCUUCAGCCGAACCUCUGAAGAGUGGCAGAGGAUCCUGAUCGAGAAUUUGAGAUUAAAGGGCCAAUCUGACGAAAAGAGUAUCAAAGAGUUACGGAAGGCUGCAUUCGAUAUUGCGGAAGAGAAGUGGUGGGAUAGUCGUGAGGAGAUCGUGGCUCUUGAAGAUGAGCAGGAAGCAGCCGGUAUUGGGGAGGUGGUCAGCAUGGCCGAUCGAACUGAGAAUAUGGGAAGUGCUGGUCGUCGUCGCUGA
Molecule: messenger RNA, 2025 nt
Organism: Penicillium macrosclerotiorum
Lineage: Eukaryota; Fungi; Ascomycota; Eurotiomycetes; Eurotiales; Aspergillaceae
Product: putative Kelch repeats protein
Exons: 3
Coding region: 1-2025 (674 amino acids)
Molecular function (GO): protein binding
Source: RefSeq, a predicted model, not a curated record